Messenger RNA from Maylandia zebra (zebra mbuna), 8490 nucleotides. RefSeq lists its product as uncharacterized. The record is from RefSeq and is a predicted model, not a curated record. Gene Ontology annotation, molecular function: protein binding. NCBI's taxonomy places the organism in Eukaryota, Metazoa, Chordata, Actinopteri, Cichliformes, Cichlidae.
GCCCGCUGACUGCUGCUGACAGCAGAGGAAGGUUUUGGAAGGAAAAACCAUGGCUGGUGGUUCUCAAUUCAUUUGGAUUCCGCUCCUCUUCACCUGUGUACUCUGCACUUCUGAUCCCAGAGCUGGCCACAACAGGUUGGUCAGAACUGGGAAUCCCGACUUGGACGCAAUCCUUUCCAGGAUCCUUCUAUCCACUGACUUUCAAAACAGCCCUGUAAAUGUGACGUCAAUUGUCAUCAAAACUUGCACCGGUGUGAAAGAAACUUUGGAGGUGUUACAAAGGAAACUUCAGCAGGCGAAUCACCGUUACAACCAACUCGGUGACGAGGCCUUUGGGCUGAGGACAGAGGUCAUACAGCUGAAAGUGGAACUUGCUGCAUGCAUGUCAACAGCAUCGUCUACAUCUGGCACGUACCAACCCAAUCUGCAGCUCAAAAUGAAGCAGGUGCUGGAGAAGCUUGAUGGUGACACACUUCUCCUUUUUAAAAUAAUGACACUCACCGGGGAGGUGAGCACUUUGCAGGAGAAGACCAAGCUUGCUACUAAUUCUAACAGAACUGCAGACGAAAUCGCAGAGCUGCAGAAAGAGCUGGACAAGACGACGGCUGAACUCAAAGAUCAGAUACAGGAAGCUGAAGAAAGCCUUUCAAAUGCAACUCUCAUACUUCAGAUAAUCUCCCUGCAGAAUCAGCUCUGGGAUUUACAAGAGGCAGAAACAAGAGGGGGAAAACCAAACUCUGGGAGUUCAAUUGGCAUGACUCUGGUGAAAGAACAGCUCAACAGGAAGAUCGUUCUGCUGCAAGAAAAAGGAGGUGGCUACUCUGCUAAUUUGCUGGAGCUGAUUUAUGUGCGCACGAAGAUUGCAGAGUUGAAGAGGAUGAUCAUCGAUGCUAUUGAGAAAUCCAAAACCUUCGCCGCUGAUGCCAGGAAGCAAUGGAUGCAAAAGAUUGAUCUCCUCAGAAAGCUGAUUAUACAGCUGAACGAUGACGAGAACAACAGGGAACUAACCUUGCAAAUUAUGAGAGUGCAGGCCGAGGUGCUACAUUUUCAACAGCUGAUGAGAAACGCCAAAAACAUCACUGAUUCCCAAAUUCAAGGGUUCCGCGUUUUGUUGGACAGAGAGAAGCAAAGGCAUGACGUUUUACAGAGGCAACUGGAAGCAGUGGAGUAUGUUAAGGCACAGCAGAUCGUGCAAGUCAUCAGCCUAAUAGAAGAAAUGAAAAAGCAGCACCUGACAGGCCAGCCCACCACUGUGCGUGGAGUUACAGAAAAAAAAUACAUCGAAGCGCAGGCCAAAAUAAGAGAGCUGCAGAGGAAACUGCGACUGAAGACUGAAUUAGAUUCCAAAUUUGUGAAAAGAUAUGAGCAGGUGAAGAUCGACUUUGACCGCAAGAUUGCUGAACUGAAGAGAACCGAGGACUUCCAACCAGCUCUCAUUGUAAAGCUGAUGAGCCUGCAUGAUGAACUCAAGGCUUUGAAGGAUCAGAUCUCUCUCUCAGAAGACAAAGACUUGACCUCCGAGCUACGGAAACAACUGGAGAGAAAACAAGAAGAACUGAGCUCAGGAAUUGCAGACAUAGAACGUCUGACUUCUAGCCCAGGAGCAAUUUUAAAGAUCCUUGAACUGCAACAUGAGUUAUGGACCCUUCGGAACAAAGCCACCAAUGGAGCCACAAGCGAUCGAGAAGAGGACUUACAGGACAGACUUGACGGCUUCAUCGAUGAAAUCAACAACAGAGCCGGUGAAAACACAAAACUGAUUCUGAAAAUCAUCAGUCUGCAAAGUCAGCUGGAGCACCUGGAGACGCUGCUGUCACAAACCUACAAUUCAAACUCUCCAAGCAUGGUGAUCAUAAGGAACACUCUAACAGAUAAGCUUACACUGAAGAGAGCCGAGCUACAGAAAUAUAUCAAUGAGCUGAAUAACAAGAAUCCGGCUAAUGCCAGAUUAAUUCUGGUUAUCGCUGAACUCUACAAACAUCUCAAAAGAAUUGAAAUAGAAAAUCGUGACGAUAACGCAGAAUCCUCUUUAACAUUAACUCUCCUUCAGAUGUUUCUUCAAAACAAAAACAGGGAAUAUGCUCUUAUGAAGGAUAAAUUCGCAGAGUUGGAGAGGCAACUGCUGUUAAAGACACAUGAGUGCUCUGGACUCGAGCAACAACGAAACCAGCUGAAGACUGAAGUUGAAGAUAAGAUUGCAGAACUGAACAAGACAAAAGACUUCAAAACUGCUCUGCUCCUGAAUGUGAUCAACAUGAAGGCUGAAGUGAGGGCUUUGAAGGAGCAGAUCUCAAACUCAAAAGAUCCAGAAAUCAUCUCACAGCUGCAGAUGCAACUGGAGAAGAAGCAAGAUGAACUGAUUACUAAGACUGCAGAAAUGGAGGAAUUGCUUGCCAACCCGAGAGUGGUUUUACAAAUCAUUGAGCUCCAGAAUGAGAUAUGGGACCUGCAGAACAAGGAUGUGAAUGGGACAGCUGGUGACCAGAUAAAAGCGCUACAAAACAGAAUAGACACACUCAUGGCUCAAAUAGGCAGCAGUGAUCGAGAUAACACCAAACUGACACUGAAAAUCCUGAAUCUGCAGAGUCAGGUGAAGCACCUGCAGAAUCUGCUGUCAAACCGCGAAUCUCAACAAACCAGUGAGCUAACUGAGAUCACAAAUGAGCUUGCAGCCAAGAAGGGAGAGCUGGAGAAACAUGUCAAUGAGCUGAAACAGAAGAACCAGGAAAAUGCCAACCUGAUUUUGAACAUCACUGAUCUGCAAAGCCAACUUGAAAACCUUGAAAAAGUUAAGACAGCUGAGGAUAAAGAAAGUGCUGCUACAAUUUCUAAUCUCAGAAAACAACUGAAGGUUAAAGAGUUGGAGCAUUCUCGUGAUCAGGAAGUGAUCCUCGACUUGCAGGAAAAACUGAACGAGACAGAAAGAUGUUCAGAUGAUAAGCAGAAAAUUACAGAUCUGCAGCAAAACCUGAAUGACAAAAUCAAGGAGCUGCAGUCCAAAUCGAGCUCUGUUACUUCACUUGCUCUACAAAUUUCUACAUUAACUCAGCAAGUGGAGCAACUGAAAGCACAAAUGAACAACUCUGUGUCCAAAUCCAAGGUUGAUGAGCUCCAAAAAGCCAUAGAUGAAAAGAAUGAGGAGCUGGACAAACUAACAAAAGAGCUGAAAGAGAGAAGUACUCAACCACAACGACUUCUGCAGAUUAUUGCACUACAAACAGAAAUCGAGAAACUGGUCACUGUGGCUGAAAAUAAUACAGAUGACGAGAAGAUUAAAGCACGUCAAGAAGAGCUCAAUUCUUUGAUAGAGGGAAUUAAAGAUGAACAGAAUGAAAAUAUUAAGCUGACAUUUCAGAUCUUGAAUCAGCAAGAUGAAAUAGCAAGACUGAAGAAGCAACAAAACAGGAAGAAUGAGACACAAGAAGCACAAAUUAAAGAUCUGGAAGAUCAACUGGAGGCCAUCAGGAAUGAGAUACAACAAAAGACAGACCUGCUGGAUAGAAAAGAUAUAAAUAUUGCUAAUCUGUCUGCUCAGAUUAUGGAGCUUCACGAGCAAAUUAAACCACUGGAAAAUAACAUAGCAGCCCUCAAAGAGGCUCAUACUAAGAGCCUUGCAGACCUUCAAAGGAAACUAAAGUUGAAAGAGAGGCAGCUGGAUGACACUGAAAGUCAACUUGAGCAUAUAGAUGCAGAGAAUUUUAAAUAUGUGAUGGAGAUUGCUGAUCUGAGGGCGAAACUGAAAGAGGCUGAAACGCAGACAUCUGACAAAAUCAAAGACGUGGAGAAGAAACUAAAAACACAAGAAACAAAGAAUAAAAAACUUGAAGCUGCAAACAAAGACGUGGAGAAGAAACUAAAAACACAAGAAGCUGAGAAUAAAAAACUUGAAGCUGCAAACAAAGAGUUGGAGAAAAAACUGCAAUUAAAGACUCAAGAAUGCUCUGGACUCGAGCAACAACGAAACCAGCUGAAGACUGAAGUUGAAGAUAAGAUUGCAGAACUGAACAAAACGAAAGACUUCAAAACUGCUCUGCUCCUGAAUGUGAUCAACAUGAAGGCUGAAGUGAGGGCUUUGAAGGAGCAGAUCUCAAACUCAAAAGAUCCAGAAAUCAUCUCACAGCUGCAGAUGCAACUGGAGAAGAAGCAAGAUGAACUGAUUACUAAGACUGCAGAAAUGGAGGAAUUGCUUGCCAACCCGAGAGUGGUUUUACAAAUCAUUGAGCUCCAGAAUGAGAUAUGGGACCUGCAGAACAAGGAUGUGAAUGGGACAGCUGGUGACCAGAUAAAAGCGCUACAAAACAGAAUAGACACACUCAUGGCUCAAAUAGGCAGCAGUGAUCGAGAUAACACCAAACUGACACUGAAAAUCCUGAAUCUGCAGAGUCAGGUGAAGCACCUGCAGAAUCUGCUGUCAAACCGCGAAUCUCAACAAACCAGUGAGCUAACUGAGAUCACAAAUGAGCUUGCAGCCAAGAAGGGAGAGCUGGAGAAACAUGUCAAUGAGCUGAAACAGAAGAACCAGGAAAAUGCCAACCUGAUUUUGAACAUCACUGAUCUGCAAAGCCAACUUGAAAACCUUGAAAAAGUUAAGACAGCUGAGGAUAAAGAAAGUGCUGCUACAAUUUCUAAUCUCAGAAAACAACUGAAGGUUAAAGAGUUGGAGCAUUCUCGUGAUCAGGAAGUGAUCCUCGACUUGCAGGAAAAACUGAACGAGACAGAAAGCUGUUCAGAUUAUGAGCAGACAAUUACAGAUCUGCAGCAAAACCUGAAUGACAAAAUCAAGGAGCUGCAGUCCAAAUCGAGCUCUGUUACUUCACUUGCUCUACAAAUUUCUACAUUAACUCAGCAAGUGGAGCAACUGAAAGCACAAAUGAACAACUCUGUGUCCAAAUCCAAGGUUGAUGAGCUCCAAAAAGCCAUAGAUGAAAAGAACGAGGAGCUGGACAAACUAAAAAAAGAGCUGAAAGAGAGAAGCACUCAACCACGUAGACUUCUGCAGAUUAUUGCACUGCAAACAGAAAUCGAGAAGCUGGACACUGUGGCGGAAAAUGAUAGAGAUGAGGAGAAGAUUAAAGUACUUCAAGGAAAGCUCACUUAUUUGAUUGAUGGAGUUAAAGAUGAACAGGGUGAAAACAUUAAGCUGACAUUUCAGAUCUUGAAUCAGCAAGCUGAAAUAGCAAGACUGAAGAAGGAAGAAGAAAAGAAGAAUCAGGCACAAGAAGCAAAAAUUAAAGAUCUGGAGAAUCAACUGGAGGCCAUGAGAAAUCAGAGAAACACAAGAAGUGCUGCUGAGAUUAUGGAGCUUGAAGUGCAAAUUAAAGAACUGGAAGAUAACAUAGCAGCCCUCAAAGAGGCUCAUACUGAGAGCCUUGCAGACCUUCAAAGGAGACUAAAGUUGAAAGAGAGGCAGCUGGAUGACACUGAAAGUCAACUUGAGCAUAUAGAUGCAGAGAAUUUUAAAUAUGUGAUGGAGAUUGCUGAUCUGAGGGUGAAACUGAAAAAGGCGGUGACGCAGACAUCUGACAAAAAAAUCAAAGACGUGGAGAAGAAACUAAAAACACAAGAAGCUGAGAAUAAAAAACUUGAAGCUGCAAACAAAGAGUUGGAGAAAAAACUGCAAUUAAAGACUCAAGAAUGCUCUGGACUCGAGCAACAACGAAACCAGCUGAAGACUGAAGUUGAAGAUAAGAUUGCAGAACUGAACAAGACAAAAGACUUCAAAACUGCUCUGCUCCUGAAUGUGAUCAACAUGAAGGCUGAAGUGAGGGCUUUGAAGGAGCAGAUCUCAAACUCAAAAGAUCCAGAAAUCAUCUCACAGCUGCAGAUGCAACUGGAGAAGAAGCAAGAUGAACUGAUUACUAAGACUGCAGAAAUGGAGGAAUUGCUUGCCAACCCGAGAGUGGUUUUACAAAUCAUUGAGCUCCAGAAUGAGAUAUGGGACCUGCAGAACAAGGAUGUGAAUGGGACAGCUGGUGACCAGAUAAAAGCGCUACAAAACAGAAUAGACACACUCAUGGCUCAAAUAGGCAGCAGUGAUCGAGAUAACACCAAACUGACACUGAAAAUCCUGAAUCUGCAGAGUCAGGUGAAGCACCUGCAGAAUCUGCUGUCAAACCGCGAAUCUCAACAAACCAGUGAGCUAACUGAGAUCACAAAUGAGCUUGCAGCCAAGAAGGGAGAGCUGGAGAAACAUGUCAAUGAGCUGAAACAGAAGAACCAGGAAAAUGCCAACCUGAUUUUGAACAUCACUGAUCUGCAAAGCCAACUUGAAAACCUUGAAAAAGUUAAGACAGCUGAGGAUAAAGAAAGUGCUGCUACAAUUUCUAAUCUCAGAAAACAACUGAAGGUUAAAGAGUUGGAGCAUUCUCGUGAUCAGGAAGUGAUCCUCGACUUGCAGGAAAAACUGAACGAGACAGAAAGAUGUUCAGAUGAUAAGCAGAAAAUUACAGAUCUGCAGCAAAACCUGAAUGACAAAAUCAAGGAGCUGCAGUCCAAAUCGAGCUCUGUUACUUCACUUGCUCUACAAAUUUCUACAUUAACUCAGCAAGUGGAGCAACUGAAAGCACAAAUGAACAACUCUGUGUCCAAAUCCAAGGUUGAUGAGCUCCAAAAAGCCAUAGAUGAAAAGAACGAGGAGCUGGACAAACUAACAAAAGAGCUGAAAGAGAGAAGUACUCAACCACAACGACUUCUGCAGAUUAUUGCACUACAAACAGAAAUCGAGAAACUGGUCACUGUGGCUGAAAAUAAUACAGAUGACGAGAAGAUUAAAGCACGUCAAGAAGAGCUCAAUUCUUUGAUAGAGGGAAUUAAAGAUGAACAGAAUGAAAAUAUUAAGCUGACAUUUCAGAUCUUGAAUCAGCAAGAUGAAAUAGCAAGACUGAAGAAGCAACAAAACAGGAAGAAUGAGACACAAGAAGCACAAAUUAAAGAUCUGGAAGAUCAACUGGAGGCCAUCAGGAAUGAGAUACAACAAAAGACAGACCUGCUGGAUAGAAAAGAUAUAAAUAUUGCUAAUCUGUCUGCUCAGAUUAUGGAGCUUCACGAGCAAAUUAAACCACUGGAAAAUAACAUAGCAGCCCUCAAAGAGGCUCAUACUAAGAGCCUUGCAGACCUUCAAAGGAAACUAAAGUUGAAAGAGAGGCAGCUGGAUGACACUGAAAGUCAACUUGAGCAUAUAGAUGCAGAGAAUUUUAAAUAUGUGAUGGAGAUUGCUGAUCUGAGGGCGAAACUGAAAGAGGCUGAAACGCAGACAUCUGACAAAAUCAAAGACGUGGAGAAGAAACUAAAAACACAAGAAACAAAGAAUAAAAAACUUGAAGCUGCAAACAAAGACCUAAAGCAGGAAGUCACAGAGCUGAAGAUGUGCUGCUCUCAACCGCCAGAGGAGUGUGAAGACUUGCGAAGAGAUUUGCAGCAGUGCCAUGAUGAUGCAGACCGCCAGCUGCAGGAGCUACAUCAGAAGGAUGCCAAGCUCAACCAGUUGGAGCAGGAGUUACAAAGACAGAACAGGGAGAAUAACAAACUGCAGAAUAAUAUUGACAGGCUUCAAAGGGAACUAGGUGAUAUAGAAGAAAAGACCAUCCAUACCUCAAAGAUGACCUUCGAUCCAGACACAGCGCACCCAAGAAUAGUUUUAUCUGAUGAUGAAACCGAGAUGUCCACUGCAGAUUUUAUACAAGACGUCCCCAACAAUCCAAGACGGUUUGAUGUGAUUCUGGGGGCCCUAGGUGCCACUGGCUUCUCAUCUGGCAAGCAUUACUGGGAGGUUUCAGUAGCUGGAAAGACCUGUUACCACCUUGGGAUGACCAGUGAAUCUUCUCGAAGAAAGGGAUCAAUACCCUUCAGUCCAAACAAUGAUUACUGGACUAUAGUCCUGGACAAACAGGGUCAGUACAGAGCUAUAGAGCAGAGGAGAACGGUUCCCAUUCCUACUGAGAUACAACCAGUUACCCUGGGUAUCCUGCUAGAUUACAAAAAGGGAACCAUCUCGUUUUAUGAUUCAGGGUCCAGAACUCAUAUGUAUUCUUUUGUAGGUCAGCACUUCACAGGAAAAAUUUAUCCAUUUGUCAAUUUCUGUGUAGAAGAUGGCAGCGCUCCAAAUCCAGUAGUUUUAAUUACUCCUGGAGCAACUGACUGGAUAAAAUAAGGGUCACGAGAAGUUCUGUCCGCACCAAUGUCAAAAUGUGUGACAUUUACGAGUAUGGGAAAUAAAAUAAUAACUGAAGAAUAAGUGCACAUAUUUCUGCUACUGUUGCUAUUAAAUGCUUCAGACAGUAAAACAAAUAUACCAUGCUUGCAACAUUCUCUCCCUGUCUUUAAAGCCAACCUUAAGUCUGCCUACUCCCUUUGAUUUGAAUCAUGCUGUUAACUCUAUGGUUUUUACCAGCUGUUAUUUUUAUCAAUACUGUGAUUUUGAUAUUUGAUUCUAUGUAAGGUGUCCCUGAGUGUCUCAGCAGGUGCCUAUUAAUAAAAUUCAUUACUAAAAUA